Molecule: messenger RNA, 829 nt
Organism: Paramecium pentaurelia
Lineage: Eukaryota; Ciliophora; Oligohymenophorea; Peniculida; Parameciidae
Source: the annotation of a GenBank genome assembly
AUGAACUUAAAAAUAAGAUAAAUUAAUGGAAAUUACCUCUUCCUUGGAUCACACCUUAUUAAGCAAUUAAGAGCAAUCCUAUUGAACCUUUAUUAUAAGAUAUCAUAAAUGGACUAUAUGGAACUUUUGAUUGUGCAUCAAAAGGAGUAACGUAUAGAUAUUAUCUUUUCAGGAAAUCUAAAUGGUAAUUAAAUAUGGAGUUCCUGAUUCGAAGCUUGUUUAUAGUAAUCCAGUUAAAGAGGAAAAAGACAUAUACUUUGCAAAAAAUAAAGGAGUUUUAAUAAUAAGUGCUGAUAGUAUUGAGGAACUAAUCAAGAUCCAAAAGAUAGCACCAUAGAUAAAGAUAUUAUGGAGAAUAUCUAUUGUUGAAGAGAACCCAGAAUAAAAAGCUACUCUUUUUUCUGGUAAAUUUGGAGAUGACAUGCUAUAUAUAGAUCCUGCUCAUAAAAGAUUUAAGUAAAUUCAAAAAAAUGAAAAUUUAAUUACAUGGUAUUCAUUUUCAUUGUGGUUGUGCUGUAUAAGGAUCAUCCUCUUUUGGAAAAGUAUUUUAUUUUAAUAUAUUUAGGGUAUUGAUUUGGCUUAAUAUUUUAUGAGAAUUGGAAGAUUGUAUGGACAUAAGAUGGAAUUAUUAGAUUUAGGAGGUGGAUUUCCUACUGGAAGUAUUCAUGGAUAUGCAAUUAAGGCAUUAAAAAAACACAAAAUUAUCCUUUAGGAUAUGAAGUAAUUGCUGAAACAGGAAGAUAUUUUCGUGCUAAUUCAUGUUCACUUUUGUGUUUAGAAUUUUGACUAAAAGAAUUAAGCAUGGUAGAUUAUGUUAUCAUGUUAAUGA